This is a messenger RNA of Clarias gariepinus (North African catfish), 1500 nucleotides long. RefSeq names its product transmembrane protein 19 (gene tmem19). Gene Ontology annotation, cellular component: membrane. Lineage: Eukaryota; Metazoa; Chordata; Actinopteri; Siluriformes; Clariidae. The record is from RefSeq and is a predicted model, not a curated record. The transcript is spliced from 7 exons. Bases 227 to 1195 code for a protein of 322 amino acids.
GAAGAAGAAGAAGAAGAAGCUCCGCACGGUACACGAACCGAUGAGCGCUUUGACGCCGCUGGCGGGGUCGCGCGCGUUAUUAACUACACAAUCAAUGAAAGUGUUCUGGUGUUAAGAUGAAACAAAGAGCAGAGCAACACCGCGACUUCCUGUGCUGCAGCUGCACUUCUCAGAGCGACUUGACACGCUUUUUGUGCAUGAUCGCCUCCUAAAGACGUGUCUCAAGAUGAUGACCGACAUCAUUGUGUUGUGUUUCACUUUGGCCGUCUCCUUGUCCUUCUGGAUCAUAUCGCUAGCAAUCAGCUCGUACUCCGGUACGUUGAAGCCUGUGUCUCCGUGGCGAUGGCUGUUCUCUGUCCUGGUCCCACUCGUUAUCACGUCUCGCGCUUGGAAGAAAAAGAGUCUCGAUUUCGGGGGAUGUCUGGGAGCGCUGCUGGUCGGUUUUGUUCUCACCUUGGCCAACACCAGUUUCCUGGCAGCUCUGUUUGCGUUCUUCAUCACCUCCAGUAAGCUGACACGAUGGAAGGGUGCGGUCAAGAAACGCAUCGACUCCGAAUAUAAAGAAGGUGGCCAGAGGAACUGGAUCCAGGUUUUCUGUAACGGAGGCGUGCCGACAGAACUGGCUUUGCUUUACAUGAUCGAAGUCGGCCCGGGCGAGAUUCCAAUAGAUUUUUCCAUGCAAUACACUGCGUCAUGGAUGUCCCUGUCGCUCCUGGGAGCUUUGGCCUGCAGUACAGGAGACACAUGGGCUUCAGAAGUGGGUCCUGUUCUCAGUAAGAGUCGACCCAGGCUCAUUACUACGUGGACUGAAGUCCCAGCAGGUACGAACGGAGGAGUCACCGUGGUUGGUCUUGUAGCGAGCUUGCUCGGUGGAGCCACAGUGGGCACGGCUUACUUCAUUUCUCAGCUGCUGCUGAUUAGCGAUCUGCAUUUGGCAGCCCCUCAGUGGCCUAUUGUUGUGUACGGCGCUGCAGCGGGAUUACUUGGCUCGUUGCUCGACUCUUUGCUGGGUGCAGUCAUGCAGUAUUCAGGCUACGAUGAAAGCACUGGAAAAGUCGUCAACUUCCAGGCGCCAAAAGUAAAGUGGAUAUGUGGAAAACCCAUUUUGGAUAACAAUGGUGUAAACCUUUUCUCCUCAGUCCUCAUAGCUCUUAUCCUGCCAGGAAUUGCCUGGGGAGUCUGGCCCCCGCGCUGAUUUGGUCAAACUUGACCCUGUGAGGCUGCUAUCGAAUUUGAAACAAAUAUCAGCUAGUAUUUUUUUUUUUAUUAUUAUUAUUAUUUGGGAUCACGUGCACUUGACCUGAAGAUUCAAUCUUUACAUUAGAGAUCUGUGUUUUGAUGUGAUUUACUGUGAAUUUUCAAUGUUGUUACUGUUUUAAUAAUUCUUAUUAAAUGUUUUUAAAGAAAUUUUCUGUGCACUGUGAAUUUUUUAAUUUCCAAGGUGAUGUAUCACUAAAUAUUGUAUCAUGAUUUUUUUUUUAAAGAAACGGUAUGCAUUAC